ACUUCCGUAAUUAGUCUUUCCGGUUUAUUAAAUUUGUUGACUGCUGUAAAAAGUUGUAAAAUAUUUCUUUGUUAAUUUAAUAUUAGGUCAGCCUGUUGCUGGCACAUGUACUCAACACAAGGCUAAGAAGUCACCAAUGAUACUGUGGAUUAAGCUGCAGUAAAAAGGACCUACUUGGGCUGUGGCUCUCAAGUAUCUGGCUUAAAAUGGACAAAGCAGCUCGAGCUGUCAGGAGGAGCAGCAUCAGGCUGAUGUCUUUGGGUGGAGGUCACACUGAUCUUCAGGUCCUCUUAUCAGAGGUCAAGGACAUGCGCAACACUGCUAAGGCAUUUAUGAAUGCUCAGAAUGCAGUGUCUCAAGACUUCUUGAAAUGGGCUGUCAAUGAGGAGAACAGAGCUCUUCAGGACGUAGCUAACCAGCUGGCUGAACUCAACUUGUUGUGGACUGAAGUACAGAGAGAGUUUGGAGAACACUUGAAGGAGUACAGGUACAUGUUUGAAAUGAUUUUAGAAGGGGAAAAGCAUGUGGCACAAUCCAAGAAUAAUUUUGCAGCCUGCGAACAGCGUGAAAUUAAAGUCCGCAAAGAAUUAAAGAAGGCUUUCAAGAAGAGAUCAAGCUCUGAGAUUCAAACACUAGAAGGGAGACUAUCCCAGGCAGAGAGAGCUAAGGACUUGGCACAGAUUGAAGUCACUGACAGGAUCAGAGAGAAUGAAGCUGUCAAGCUUAUAAGGUUGAAGGAAGGGCUGAUGAAACUUUCUCAGGCCUACUCAGAUUUUGCCCGCAAGUGUACUGUAGUCUUUGAUGCCCAGCAAGAUAUUGUGCAACAACUCCCAGAUGUUUUAGACCAAGACCUGGAAGAUAUCAAAUAUACAGGUUCAGGUGUAACCAGGUUUAAAGUGCAGCAAGCAAAAGAAAAAGUCCACAGCUAUAGACGAACCAGAGAGCAUUACUCUAUACACCAAAAGUUUCACGAGCCACCUCCCCCGUACACUGCUAACGAGGACCAGUACAGUUCUUCCAUCUACACAUCCUCCCGCACAAGCUCCCCCAGAAGGAGAGUGACUACUGCUGCUGACAACCCACCAGCAUUUGAGAACCACUACUCUAAGGCAUCCCUGGCCCUUCAGGCAAUGACCUCCCCCCCACCUGUGGCCCCUGAAGGCCCAGCUGACUCCAUCAUAUCAAUGCUUCCUGCUGCCAGACCUGAUUCACCUGGCUUAACUUCUGCCCAGGUGCUCUCAACACCUGCUGUGCUUACCUCACCACCACCUGCGCUGCCUAAGGCAGACGACAGGGACCUGGUACAAGCAUCCUUGACCUUGCCAGUUGGUCCUUCAGUCGCCAGAUCUCACAGCGCUGGCCUGGUAGAUUUUAACCCCGACUGGGACAACAGUUAUGAAGAGGAUCUGUCAGGGGCUAUGGGAGGGACGAAGAUUUGAGAUGACUAAGGUAAAAGUUAUGAGGGGGUGAGGAGUCUAAGGUGAGAACUAAGAUUUUUA
Physella acuta is the source of this 1499-nucleotide messenger RNA. RefSeq lists its product as uncharacterized. Lineage: Eukaryota; Metazoa; Mollusca; Gastropoda; Physidae. The record is from RefSeq and is a predicted model, not a curated record.